Molecule: messenger RNA, 1987 nt
Organism: Phyllopteryx taeniolatus (common seadragon)
Lineage: Eukaryota; Metazoa; Chordata; Actinopteri; Syngnathiformes; Syngnathidae
Gene: klhdc10
Product: kelch domain containing 10
Exons: 9
Coding region: 140-1291 (383 amino acids)
Biological process (GO): positive regulation of stress-activated MAPK cascade
Molecular function (GO): protein binding
Source: RefSeq, a predicted model, not a curated record
GCGUAAGAUGAGUGUAUGGCUUCAAACCUACUGGGGUUGCGCCGCUAUCAUUUAUCAACAUGUCUCCCGGCCACUUUAGGAGCAGCUGUUUUUCCUCGGUGUGAUGUUGUGAGGGAGGCCGCGCUAGAACUGGGACAAGAUGACGGACGCCCAAGGCGAUCGCUGUCCGGACCAGUUGAAUAAAUUCGAGAAGCUGACAGGCAGGCCGCUGCACGGCCGUCGUACUCCCCCCGCCCGCAGUGGCCACCGCUGCGUUGCCGACAACACCAACCUCUACGUGUUCGGGGGGUACAACCCGGACUACGACGAGUCAGGGGGCUCCGAGAACGAGGACUACCCGCUGUUCCGGGAGCUGUGGAGGUACCACUUCGCCACGGGCCGAUGGCAGCAGAUUCAAACAGAGGGCUACGUGCCCACGGAGCUGGCCUCCAUGUCAGCUGUGUUGCACGGUAACAAUCUGCUGGUGUUUGGCGGCACCGGGAUCCCCUUCGGCGAGAACAACGGCAACGACGUCCACGUUUGCAAUGUCAAGUACAAGCGGUGGUCGCUGCUCAACUGUCGCGGGAAGAAGCCCAACAGAAUCUAUGGACAGGCCAUGGUCAUCAUAAAUGGCUUUCUUUACGUGUUCGGGGGGACAACGGGCUACAUAUACAGCACAGACCUGCACAGGCUGGACCUGACCACCAGGGAGUGGAUCCACCUCAAGCCCAACAACCCCCCAGAUGACCUACCCGAGGAACGGUACAGACACGAAAUAGCACAGGACGGACAGAGGAUCUACAUCUUGGGAGGUGGGACCUCCUGGACAUCUUACCCUCUGGACAAGAUUCACGCAUAUAAUCUAGAGACCAAUUCCUGGGAGGAGAUUGCAACAAAACCUCAUGACAAAAUAGGGUUUCCCGCGCCUAGAAGAUGUCACAGUUGUGUCCAAAUACGAAAUGAUGUAUUUAUCUGUGGCGGCUACAAUGGCGAGUUGAUAUUGGCUGACCUGUGGAAGAUCAACUUGCACACGUUCCAGUGGAGCAAGCUGCCCGCCGUGAUGCCCGAACCGGCCUACUUCCACUGCGCCGCCGUGACGCCGACGGGGUGUAUGUACAUCCACGGUGGCGUGGUGAACAUCCACGAGAACAAGAGGACCGGAUCCCUCUUCAAGAUCUGGCUGGCUGUGCCCAGCCUGCUGGAGCGGUGCUGGGAGAGGCUCCUCCAGGCCUUCCCCCACCUCGCCAACUUGUCCACCAUGCAGUUGCUCAACCUGGGGCUCACACAGGAACUGAUUGAGCGCUUAAAAUAACAAACUUGGACCGCCAAGGAGUGAAAGGAGUCAUUCCUUCUCUGCCAAAUACUAUGGGAUGCCUUCUUUUGGCCCAUUUUUCAUGAUUUUUUUAUUUUUUUGCACUAAACGUGAUCAUUAUGAAAAUUAUGGAUUUCCUCUCUUUGCCAUCCUGCAUAGGACAAGUUGCCUUUUUUUCCGCUUCUCAUCCCGUCAUCAUCAGUUGGAAUUACUUUACUUUGCCAAAUAAUGACUUGCUUCUCAAAUUUAAAAAACUAAACAAUUAAAUCCAGUACUGUAUUACACUUGUAAUACUGAAAAGACUGUGCAGAGGAUGGAGCAUGUAUAUUUAUUGGAAGAACUCGCACACACCAUCUUGCAUUGAUUUUUAGUUUUCAAAGCGGCACACUUUUUUGUUUUUUUGCUUACGAACUUAUUAACCAUCACUCACAUUACAUGUAAUUUAAGCAGAUGUUGCUCCCUCUUUUGGAAGAUGUGUAAUUAUUGAAGGGGAGUACAUUUUAAUUUCCCCCCAUAACCGUGUAUGCCGAGAGGGGAUUUAAAAAUGCAUUAGGGAACAGUUAAGAUCUGGAAUUUGUUGCAUACUUGCAACACGUGCAUUUGUUUUUCUUUAAGUCACAUGUCACUGUGAAUUUGGUGCUCCAUUAGAAAUCAAUUUUAAAUGCUUUUAUCUGAAUAAAGUAUAACGGUCUCUCA